GCCCAUGAUCGUCCAGAGAUUAAAGGCGCCCGUUGAAGAUGUCGCCCAUCGAACCACGUCAGCGCAGGCGGGCCGGCGUGCAUGCAAGCUUGAUCAUCCUUCGCGGGGGAGCUUGGCUCGACUCGCCCAUAAGCUGAUGUUCCUCCUUCCCGCCCCAAGCAACCCCCCCUCCACGUAUCGUAGCACCGCCCGCUCCCCGACCAUCCAUGUCUGGCUUUCACUUCCUCACCACCGACAAUCCCGCCCAGUUCAAGAAUGAGCGCUUCCUCAAGUGCAUCCGCUCGCAUGCUAUGCUGAGCGUGAGGCAGAAGGAGCAGCGCCAACAGUCAGAAGCCCCCUCCAGACGUCAGUCGGCCGGCCGCGCCCAGGUCCUUCGCCAGGCCCAAGCCCCAUCCAGCGAACUCGUCGCUAACGGGAAUCCUCCCGCCCCUAAGCGCCGCCGCAAACGACCCGCCGUCUCCCAGCCUGACGACGACGAUGAUGACGCCAACAAAAAAGCCAACGCCGACGAUGCCAAAGCUGAUGACACGAUCACGGCUGCCGAUGCCGACGUGGCCCUCGAGAAGCUACGACGACGACUGGCCAAGCCGCGGGGCCGGGCGCGGACCAGCCGCGGGAGCUCCAUCUUCAAAGACCCUCAGCGCAAGCUGGGGCGCGGCGUGGACCCGCUGGGCAGCUUCCCGGACUUUGAGAACCCGCGGGUCAGCAUCUGGGAGCUGAAGCAGCGCUUCGACCCGUACCUGAUGACCGAGGUGCUGCAGACGCGCUACUUCCCGGCCAUGGACGGGUGCAAGCAGGCGUGGCUGAGCACGGCGCACGUGAAGAGCACGUACGCUGACAUCCUGGACGGGCUGGUGGGCGAGAGCCAACGUACGCGGCAGAUCAAAGAGGAGGUGUUCCGGUGCGUGCACCAGGACUUUGCGGCAGACCCGGGGCGGGCGGCCAGCGACGGGCUGUUUAUUACGAGCACACUGCUGCUGGCCGCCGAGCUGGUGCUGGGCGACGAGAGCACGAUCAAGGUGUACGAGAACGGGCUGGAGCGCAUUGUGGAGGCGCGUGGUGGCAGCCUGGCCGCUCUGGGUGCCGAGGGUGUCAUUGCCAGCGCCGGCUGCAGUGUCACGCACCUGGCCGCCGCCGUGCGAGAGGGGCAGCCACCACCCGUCUUCCGCGCCUUCCAGUACCAGGAAAACCAAGACAACCAGAACAACCAAGUCCAGCCCGCCACGCCCACGCCCACGCCCCAACGCAUGCCCGAGUCGCCGCUGUGUUGCCGUCCCGGCGCCCAAGCCUUCAUGUCAUUGCGCGCCCACUGCGCUCCCGAGACGCUGGCCCUCCUUGCCGACAUGCGCGCCCUUACCGACCUGUUCCUUACCGCUGCGCCCAAUGACACCAUCGCCUCUGCUGCCGCAUGGGCUGCCCACCACCGCGCCCGCCAGGCCCACAUGUCGCCUGACUCUCCCGCGCCCCGUACCCACCACCUCCUGCACGCCGCCUGUCAGCACGCCGCUGUGCUCUACUCGUUUGCCAUUGCUGCCCGCGUCCCCUUCUCGACGGCAGGACGGCGACUCGGCCGCGCCGACGGGAGUGCCGACCCGCCAACACACCCAUCCGUGGCCAUUCUAGCUGCGCUGCAGAAGCUGGACUUGCUGGAGCUGGCCGCGGGCCCGCUCAUCGGCGUGCUGCUGUGGAUCACGCUGGUGGCCACGACCGCGGCGCGCGACCCCUCGUACGCGGCCCGCCAGCUGGAAGACGCGCCGGCGCCGACGGCCACGGCUACGGCUUCUGCUGCUGCGGCUGCCGCUGCCGCUGUCGCCUCCCCUGUCAGCACGGCAUCGACGCUGUCGACGGCUUCAUUCCCGUCGCCGCAGCUCUCGUCCGCCUCGCCCUCGUCGUCCGACGCCUCGCCCGGCAGCACGACGUACGCCGCCUCGCCGGGCGCGCACACCACCUCACCACCACCGACAUUCUUCCCCGGGUCCGCCGUCUCGCCGCCUACGUUCCACGCAUCACCCUCGGCCUCAUCAUCAACAACAACGCACACGUCGCCCUUCCUAACACACCCAUCCCCCUCAAAUUCUACCGCAAACCAAAGCGCAAACCACUUCCAACCCCCGCCCCAAAACCCCGCGCACGCCCAAAACCGCCACGCCAACGCCCUCCCCACAGCAACAACGACGCUCCGCGCCUCGGCGGCCGCGGCAGCGGGCCUGCCCGCCGAAUCGCCUGCUGAGCGCUACCGCCGCGCGCUUUCGCGUAAGGGCCUCGCUAUGGUCGCGCUGUUGUGCUGUGUAAGGCUGAUUAGCUUUGAUGGGCCGGCGAGUCUGGAGGCGCAGAGGAGGUUUGCGGGCGUGCAGGAGAUGUUGAGGGGGGCGGAGAGGGCGCGGGAAUGGAGUGCGAAGGCGAAAGCGAGAGGGAAUGCGAAUGCGAAUGGGGGUAUGGGGGAGGGGAAUGCGAGUGGGAGGAUGGGGUUUGAGAGUGUUGUUGAGGGGUUUGGAUUUGGGUUUGAGGGCGUGUGGUAGUGGGUUGGGCUGGUUGGGUUGGUGUGAUGGUGUGGAGUUGGUGUGAAAGUGAGGAGCGGAGAUGCGAGAUGGGAGUUUAAACGCUGGUGCGCAAGUGGAUGGGUAUACAACAAAAUAGCAGACUGGACUGGAUUGGAUUGGGAUUGUUUGUUUGGAUGCGAGGCGUGGGAUUUGUUUUGUAUGGGUUAGUUUGGUUUGGUUUAGCCGGGGUUGGUUAGUUGGUUAGUUCGGC
Aplosporella prunicola CBS 121167 is the source of this 2751-nucleotide messenger RNA. RefSeq lists its product as uncharacterized. The record is from RefSeq and is a predicted model, not a curated record. Lineage: Eukaryota; Fungi; Ascomycota; Dothideomycetes; Botryosphaeriales; Aplosporellaceae. Bases 207 to 2519 code for a protein of 770 amino acids. The transcript has a single exon.